Monodelphis domestica (gray short-tailed opossum) is the source of this 1046-nucleotide messenger RNA. It is a transcript of the gene NPVF, whose product is annotated as neuropeptide VF precursor. Gene Ontology annotation, molecular function: signaling receptor binding. Gene Ontology annotation, biological process: neuropeptide signaling pathway; negative regulation of gonadotropin secretion. Lineage: Eukaryota; Metazoa; Chordata; Mammalia; Didelphimorphia; Didelphidae. The record is from RefSeq and is a predicted model, not a curated record.
AGCACGUAGAAACUUCAUUGGAGUUUUUACGGACAAUGGAAAUCAUCUCAUCAAAGCGAUUUGUCAUAUUGACUCUGGCCACUUCAAUCCUGUUAGCUUCGGAGUCUGUCUGUGCCGAUGAAUCCGUGAUGUCCAAUCUGCGCAACUGGGAACAUUAUAAUGAAUAUUUAAAGCCCAGAGAUCACCCCAAAGAGAAGAAGCAAAAGAGCCUCCCCCUUGAAGAGCAUCAACACUGGGGUUCCAACACCAUCUACAAAGUGAGGAACCUAAAAUUGAAUAAAAUCCCCCAGUUGAUGCCCCACCCACCCCUGAGGUUUGGAAGAUCUUUUGAAGAAGAAAGAAGCAUUGAGUCUGUGGCUAACUUGCCCUUUAGAUUUGGAAGGAAUUUGGAUGGUGGAAUCUCAAGGCGCAUCCCUAACCUGCCACAAAGAUUUGGAAGAGCAGCUGUCAAGGGCAUGAUGGAAUCUACCAACAAUUCACCACAAAAGUUUAAGGGGUCGCCAUUUGUAGAGAAGACAAGUUACCCCAUGGCCAGCCAACAUCUGGAGCUUCAGGCUGCUGAUGAAAGGAAGUCCAGGACCCUGAACUUCUAUAAGAAAGCUCAUGAUGGUGAAAUGAAUCAAGAAGAGUGGGAAGUUUGGAGCGAGGCCCCUGACCCCAACGUGAUGUGAUAGAAUAGAUGUCCACCAUGAGCAGCAAGGGGAUUAUAGAAGUCUUUGGUGGCUGCCAUGUUGUUUCCUUGGCCGUUGAUGAAGACAUCACUGAUCCUAACCUCUGCCAGUUCUAAACCAUACUUUUUGAGGAUGGCUGCAAUGUGCCCUGAUAUAUUCUUCUUCUAAGUAGAAAUGGUAUUACCAGGACCAUAUGAAAGGUUCCCCCCCAAAAAACUAGACACAGCUUUGCUGCUUCCCCUAAUAAAAAUAACCAAAUUUAGAUGUAUUAGUAAAAGUUAAGUGACUUCCUUGGACACAAUUGGGAAAUUCAAGCCAGUGUUGUCACUGACCUCAAUGCAUGCAAUGGAUAAUAAAGCACCCCAAAAGAUGGUU